CGCGGGGUGGCUGCCGGGAGCUGGCUGCACCGAACGCCGAGGGGCCGGCGUCUGCCGCGGUUAAUGUGUCCGCCGGCCGUAUAGGGGCCAUGCCGCCCGGGCCCCGGGCCUUCCCCGCUGUGCGCCCCGGCCGCCGCGCCCCGCGUCCGCGCCGGCAUGGUGAACCUGGCGGCUAUGGUGUGGCGCCGGCUCCUCCGGAAGAGGAGGAGAGGGCAGUGAGAGAUCGGAAUCUCCUCCAGGUUCAAGACCACGACCAGCCCAUUCUGUGGAAAGUGCAGUUUCACCUGGGCAACAGCAGUCGGCCUGGCAACCAGUGCCGGAACUCCAUUCAAGGGAAGCACCUCAUCACGGACGAGCUAGGGUACAUUUGUGAAAGGAAGGAUUUGCUGGUGAACGGCUGCUGUAACGUCAACGUCCCCGGCACGAAGCAGUACCGCUGUGACGGCUGCCUGCCCAACGGCUGCUGCAGCGCUUACGAGUACUGCGUGUCCUGCUGCCUGCAGCCCAGCAAGCAACUUCUCCUGGAGCGCUUCCUCAACCGGGCAGCUGUGGCAUUCCAGAACCUCUUCAUGGCUGUCGAAGAUCACUUUGAAUUGUGUUUGGCCAAGUGCAGAACCUCAUCCCAGAGAUGAAGUGCUAGAAAACCUGGAAUGUUUUCCUCCGUGCUCCCGGAAAUGUUGCUAAAUACCAUGAAAGGCCACCUUCAGAGAGAAGGACCUCAACCGAGUGGAAGCAACAGGAAUUUGGAGUUUUAAACCUACAGCAGAUGCUGAGAAAUGAAGAUUCUGCUGUCUUCCCAUUGUCCCUCAACGGAAGGCUGGGCGUUUUAAUUAGCUAAUGUUGGCAAAUUGCUUUGAAGAAAAUUGUAAAAUGUUUCGUGCUACAAGGUGCCAAGAAUCCUAAUUAGCUUUCCUUAAAGAUCCCACCUGGAAGUGUGAUAUUUUGUUGCUCGAGGUCCAAGCCAGCAAGAAUAACCUGCAGAUCAAAAACUGGUUUUUCGGCAAACAUAACUGAGUAUAAAUGGAUCUCUGCAUCGACGUCACAUUUUCUUCCUUCUGCCUAAUCUGGUUCCUAGCAGCUGGGAUAUUAAACCCCGUAAAUGGAGGUUUUGGGUUUUUUUGUUGUUUUUUUUUUCUUUUUUCCCUAAGAGAGCUCAGUGGCGACGGGGACAUGAAACAAAUUAACCCAUCCGUGUGUUGCGGCCGACGUUGCCUUUUGGAUUUUUUGGCUUGUGCCCCAGGGGCCCUGCCCUGGUGCGUCAAGGUUACAGAGAGGAGGCGGCUGGCAGUCACUCAAUCACAGAGCAGGGCUGGCUCUCAGGUACCCCAGUCCAGGAGAGACGUGUGCAUGCUCUUAACAGCUGGGUAAUGAAUGUGCUCUCCAACAUUCCUGUUUCAUGUGGUGGCAGCGGCCACAGCAGCAGCACCCGACCUGUGUCACCGUCAGAAGCAAGUGAGAUGUAGGUACUAUGGACCUUAGCCACCGACGUGCAUGGAUUUGGAAGCUCCAGGCUCUGAUGAAGUCCUUGCCAAACUG
Messenger RNA from Lynx canadensis (Canada lynx), 1536 nucleotides. It is a transcript of the gene SPRING1, whose product is annotated as SREBF pathway regulator in golgi 1. Gene Ontology annotation, biological process: positive regulation of SREBP signaling pathway. The coding region runs from base 90 to 632 and encodes 180 amino acids. NCBI's taxonomy places the organism in Eukaryota, Metazoa, Chordata, Mammalia, Carnivora, Felidae. The transcript is spliced from 5 exons. The record is from RefSeq and is a predicted model, not a curated record.